Molecule: messenger RNA, 1637 nt
Organism: Cyanistes caeruleus (blue tit)
Lineage: Eukaryota; Metazoa; Chordata; Aves; Passeriformes; Paridae
Source: RefSeq, a predicted model, not a curated record
CAGGAUGAGAGCAAGGCAGCUGGUCUGUGGAAUUUGGAGUCUGUGUUUCAUGUUCUGUCUUUUCUGCAUCUUUCUUCAUCAAACAACAGCUAAAAGAAAACUGAAGUUUGUGUCCCUAGUAUUUCGCCAUGGUGAUCAUACCCCACAGGAGUUUUUUCCAACUGAUAAGCACAGAGAAAUUGCAAGACAACAGGGAUAUGGCCAACUUACCAAGCUUGGCAUACAACAACAGUAUGAGCUUGGCCAGUACAUGCGGAGGAGAUACUCUCAUUUCCUGAGCGUUGUUUACAAGCAGUGUGAGAUUUAUGUUCAAAGCACUGACUGUGAUCACACACUUAUGAGUGCUCAGGCAAGUCUUGCUGGACUGUACCCACCAACACAGAAAAAGUUCAUGUUGCUAUACCUACCUUUCUCACACUGCCCAAAACACAAGGAGCUUCUGAGAGAAACCUUUGCAACAAGGGAUUUCCAAAGGCAAUUCAAGCACUACAAGCAAUUUCUUAAGUUUUUAGCCACUCAUACAGGAUACCCAUUGAAGAUGUUGACUGCUGAGAGGAUUCGGAAGCUCUCUGACACUUUACAAUAUGAGGACACUAACAAUUACACUCUACCUGUUUGGGCUACUCAUGGUGUCAGGACCAAGCUGAUGAAGCUGUCAGAAUUGUUACUGCAGGCAGAAUUCGGGAUCCACAAACAAAGACAAAAAUCACGUUUGCAGGGAGGUAUUCUUUUAAAAACUAUUCUAAAGCAUAUCUUAGAUGCCAGAAAGCCUUCAUAUCAUCAAAAAAUGGUUAUAUAUUCCGCGCAUGCAGCUACCAUUGCUGCCUUACAGAUGGCACUCAAUGUCUUCAAUGGGAAAUUGCCUCCUCACAGUGCCUGCCAUUUUCUUGAACUUUACCAGGAAAAAAACGGGCAAUACACCAUAGAAAUGUACUACAGGAAUAAUACUUUGAGGGAGCCUCACCCCCUCACUCUCCCUGGCUGCAAAUUUCGCUGUCCCCUAGAGAGAUUUACUCAUCUGGUCUCUCCCAUCCUCGUACACUACUGGACAAGAGAAUGUAGAAUGUAGGACAUCAAAAAGAUAUCCCGUCUCUACGCAGAAGGAAGAUGAGACUUAAGGAAAAUUUGGACUGUGACUCUAGACCUAAAAGGGGCUUAUAAACAGCCAGGUUGGCUACCAUGAAGACCUAGCGACAACUGGUUGACCCAACAAAGCUUUCAGAUAUUCUUUCCAAAAAGACAGCAAAGACAAGUGUUAAUUUUGGAAGAAAAAUAAUUUUUGGUUUCAAAUAGCUUUUUUAACACCUUCCUUUUGUAAUGUUACUUUGAUUGUAUAUUCUGAUCUGAUCAUAUAAAGUCUGUUCUCCUGGGAAAUCUGUAAGUAGAUGCUGUUCUUGACAUGAACAACAAAAUGGCAAUACAAAAUAAAAAGAAAAAAUCAGAGCUGCAUGCUCAUUAAAACACGCAGAACAUGUUGGGCAAUCCUUCGCUAGUUAAAUUUUCUAAUAUUGCUAUUGCAAAAACAGCUUACGUUUUAACUAUACAAGUGAGAUCAGAACUAUCAGAUGCAACUAACUUCUGAAAACAGUGGACAUGUCUUUUCUUGAAGAACUAUGAUUUCUUAUUUUUUUGCUUUC